AUGAUUUUUACUAUUGAGGAAAUAAACAGGGAUGGGAGACUGCUGCCAAACAUAACACUGGGCUAUAGGAUUCACGAUGACUGUAACUCCCCCGAAAUUGCAACAAAGGCUACUCUGGCUCUGCUGAACGGUCAGGAGAAAACAUACACGGGUCAAGUGUGUGACGGGCCUCUUGAUAUCUCCGGGAUCGUUGGUGGCGCUGGGUCCUCGGUGUCCAUCGCUGUUGCAAGAACAACCAGACCUUUUGGAAUACCACUGGUCAGCUACUUUUCAACGUGCAUGUGUCUCAGUGACAAGAACGAGUAUCCAACUUUUUAUCGAACUAUCCCAAGUGACGAACAUCAGUCUAAAGCGCUGGGGCAUCUCGUUCAGAAGUUUGGAUGGACAUGGAUUGGAACCAUUAACAGCGACGAUGACUAUGGCAACUCCGGAGUAAGGGCCUUUAUAGAAACUGUUGUGGAUUCCGGUGUUUGCAUUGCCUUCUCGGAAUCAUUUCACAGAACGGACCCCGCAGAGAAGAUCACUAGGAUAGUGCAAGUGAUGAAAGAGACGACCACAAAAGUCGUGGUAGCCUUUGCUGGACCUGGCGAAAUGCGCCUUUUAUUUCAGGAGGUUAUACGGCAAAACGUCAGCGGUGUGCAGUGGGUGGGCAGUGAAGCGUGGAUUACAGCGGACAUCGCUGGUGAAGAUCGAGACCGGCUUUUCCUUAAUGGGACAAUUGGAACUACGGUGCGCGCGGUGGAAGUUCCAGAGUUGCGGGACUUCCUACUCAAAGUCCACCCUUCCGGUUUUCCUGGUAAUCCAUUAUGUAGCGGAAAUGAGAGUUUACAUCAAAUCAGAAACACAUACACUGACUUGACCAUGGACGGGAACUCUUACAAUGUAUAUAAAUCGGUCUACGCUUUUGCUCAUGCGCUUCACGAUAUGUUUUCAUGUGAAAGUGGCAAAGGACCAUUCGCGAACAACGCAUGUGCACGUCUUUCAACCUUUCAACCAUGGCAGCUCCACCAUUACGUGACAUCAAUUUACUUCAGAACAAAAGUCGGGGAAAAGGUCUAUUUUGACCAUAAAGGCAAUCCAGCAGCCGCGUAUGACUUUGUAAAUUGGCAAAUGAAUGCGAAGGGUGCAACUAAAUUUCGGAGAGUUGGACAUUACAACGGAUCAGCGCCUCCGGGUAAAGAAGUUGUGCUGAACGCACAUCAGAUUUUCUGGAAUGGUGGUAAACGUGAGAUUCCCCGAGCAGUCUGUUCUGAAAGAUGUCCGCCUGGAACAAGAAAAACCGCCAGGCAAGGACAACCAAUCUGUUGUUUUGAUUGCACGCCCUGUGCGGAAGGAGAAAUUAAUAACAGCACAGACUCUACAGACUGCAUCAAGUGUCCUCGCCUGUUCUGGUCCAACGAUCAAAAAAAUAAAUGCAUCCCAAAGAAAACGGAGUUUCUGGCUUUUACCGAUAUCCUGGGUACGGUGCUGGUAGUUCUUGCUCUGCUUGGAGUGUGCAUGUCUGCACUGGCAGCAGUUCUCUUCUUUAAACAUCGAGAGACCCCCUUGGUUAAAGCGAAUAAUUCCGAGCUGAGCUUCCUCCUUUUAUUUGCGUUAAGCUGCUGUUUCUUGUGCUCGGUCUCAUUCAUUGGCAAACCGGCAGACUGGUCCUGUAUGUUACGCCGCACGGCGUUUGGCGUCUCGUUUGUCCUAUGUAUCUCGUGUGUUCUGGUCAAAACCAUUCUGGUGCUGACGGCAUUUAAGGCAACGCAUCCCAGCAGUAACAGGAUGAAAUGGUUUGGUCAAAGACAGCAGAGGUUAAGUGUCUUCCUCCUGUCGUCCGUGCAGGGUUUAAUAUGUGUGCUUUGGCUGCUCACUGAGCCCCCUUACCCUGUGAUCAACACUAAAUAUUACCGGGAAACGAUAAUUUUAGAAUGUGAUACAGGAUCUUCUGCAGCUUUCUACUCGGCGUCAGGUUAUAUCGCCGUGUUAUCGUGCAUUUGCUUUGUCUUGGCCUUUCUCGCACGGAAAUUGCCAGAUAACUUUAACGAGGCAAAAUGUAUAACGUUCAGCAUGCUCAUCUUUUGUGCUGUUUGGGUCACUUUUAUUCCGGCCUCUGUGAGCUCUCCUGGGAAAUACACGGUGGCGGUUGAAGUGUUUGCCAUCCUGACGUCCAGUUUUGGUUUGCUGCUUUGCAUUUUUGCUCCGAAGUGUUUUAUUAUCGUAAUCACUCCGGAGAAAAAUACAAAGAAGCACAUUAUGGGUAAAACAACAUGUACUGUUUGGCUUUCAUCAACUUUCCUGGACCUUGUCACCUUUCCUACCCGUGUCAUUGGGACCGACACGGAUCAAGAUACCUGGCUGCUCACCAUCCCACUUAAGAAUACUAUGGCUCCGAACCGAGCCGUUUCUUACCUUGGCAUCCGGAAAGCAACGGACAAUCUGGGCAUCUUGAUUCCGUCUACGGCACCUCCUUUCUGUUUUACUAACUGUUAA
Molecule: messenger RNA, 2475 nt
Organism: Hypanus sabinus (Atlantic stingray)
Lineage: Eukaryota; Metazoa; Chordata; Chondrichthyes; Myliobatiformes; Dasyatidae
Product: extracellular calcium-sensing receptor-like
Exons: 8
Coding region: 1-2475 (824 amino acids)
Biological process (GO): G protein-coupled receptor signaling pathway
Cellular component (GO): membrane
Molecular function (GO): G protein-coupled receptor activity
Source: RefSeq, a predicted model, not a curated record